GAGCGGUGGGCAAGGAUGGUUUGGGGCGAUAAAGCGAGCGGCGGUCAGGGAGGUUGCGAAUGGCUUUUUCUCAAACUUUAAAGAGAUGUUUUAGAGCAGAAACUUCCACCAGGGGAAGGUUAUUUCAGAAUAUUGAUCUUUUAAGGCGGAGAUCCUGGCAGCAUGAGUUUAUUACAUGUAUCUUAAAUGUCUUGUUUUGCUUCUGACAUUUUAAGCAAAGGUCUCACAAGUCUAUAUGCAUAAGUAUAUUUGUGUGUGGACCUUCAAUGAAGUAAGUUAAAAGAUUGGAGAGCAGUUUCUACCUCGCCUAAGUGCGCAGCUUAUAUACAACACAUUUAUUCAGAUUGAUUUUUUUUUUCAGAAAGAAAGGCAACUUGACUCCUAAUCUCCCAAAAUUUAUGCUUGAGAUAUCCUAAAAAGGUUAUAUAUGAACAUGCAAGGGUUAUCAUAUCUGACUGCUAAAGUCUAGAGAACCAGUAGGUAGCUGUGUGAAGUUAAGAUUUUUUUGUGUCACUUUGUCAAAAUGUUGUGAUAUUUGGAUGAUUGCAGGUGGGAGAUGGUAGCUCAAAUCAGCUCCCACUGCUUUUUAAAAUUGCCUUCCUUUGUCUAAUGCAUUGUUUCUUAACCUUAGUGGCUUUAAGAUGUGUGGACUUCAACUCCCAGAAUCCUUCUGUCAACAUGCUGGUUGAGGAAUUCUGGGAGUUGAAGUCCACACAUCUUAAGCACUAAUCUAAUAAGACAGACAUAAUGAGGUGUUGUUUUAUAUACAGUACUCUAAGACAGCAAGAAGAAGCCAAACAGGAAAGCUUUCUGUGAUUCUUUAGAAAAGUUUGCACAACUCAUUAAACCUGAAACAAGCCAAUUUUACCUUCAUGUGUUGUGCAAGCUACUCAUAUGCUGAAGUUUAUUGUUUAGGUAUUUGGAAACCCCAAAAUUGCAUUAGUUUAAAAACAUGGUGAGCUGUAUGUGUAAAUGAUGUGCGAGAAUAGGAAUUAUGUUUUAGGAUUGUGUCUAUAGAUGAAACAGUAUGACUGUUAUGACCAAAUUAUGAUAACGUUGCAUGAGUUGCUGGGGUUUAGUUUUAUUUUCAUCUCACAUUCUUUCCCCACAUAGUCUAUUAGCUAUUGUUGAAUAGAUGGCAUGUAGUUUACUAGCUGUUGUCUCACAGUGGCAAAUUAAAUACAGAUUGACUUGGUUAGUAUUGGAUGGGAGACCACUAGGAAAUUACAGGGCUGUGGGCAAGAUUGGAAAGAAAAAAAUCAAGAAGGCAGCAAUGCCUUAAGUACUUAUACAUUGCUAGCAAGUAAACAGAAGGCUGUGUUGCUAAGAAUUGAAUUUGGUUUGAGGGCAUCUUCAAUUUAUUAAUCAGUGAAGUAUUUAUAAUUGUCUAGAAGUCUUGGUAGUAAUGAGAUGAAGCAGGGUAUUGACAAGUAAUAGUAAAAUGAUUUUGUCAACAGCACAAAACAUUAGUUGGCUCUAAUUUGGCAGAUUUUGCAGUCAUGUUUAUAAACAAUCUUCAGGACAAUCUUCUGUGUAAAGAACCCUCUUUGAUAUGGGAUUUUCUGGAUUUUAAUAGCAAAAAGUCUGCAGUUACUUUUCUUUCUCAAAUUGAAGUAUUAUUGAUUGAUAUGCAUUGUAUUUGCUAUGCCUUUGCCUAUGUGUUUUGGAUUUUUUAAAUUUUGGUAUGGGUUCUUCUUUGAUUAUUGAUGGCAUUUACUGAUUGUUCCUUUAAGUUUCCUCCCCUAUUUUAUAGGCAUUUGGAAAUAUAUUCCUACAUGUAAUUAGGAACGUAUGACUUCUACAGACCAGUGGCAUGUUGGAGAUAGAUGUCUUGCACCUUUUCCUGAACUUGAGAAGUUUUGAGAUGCUACAGUAAUGUCUUAUGAAACAAAUAGCAAUGGGAAGUGUUUUGCCACAGUUUCCCUUGGGAAAAAUGAGGAAGAGAAAAUACUUGCAACCAAACUCUCGCAGAUCAAAACAAAUAAAAGUACAAAGAAUAAUUUAAUAUUGGAUGAUGAAGAUUUGGAAAAGCCUUAUUUCCCAGACCGAAGCCUGCCGUCACCAACAGUUGCCUUUGAGCUGUCCAACAAUGGGGAAGAGAUCCCUUAUACCAUUAAUAGAUACCUACGUGAUUAUCAAAGAGAAGGGGCCCAGUUUUUCCAUGGACAUUAUGUUCGUAAAAGUGGGUGCAUUCUUGGAGAUGACAUGGGCCUUGGGAAAACAAUCCAGGUUAUUUCAUUUCUGGCUGCAGUGCUAAAGAAAAAGGGAACACGUGCAGAUAUUGAAAAUAAUAUGCCUGAUUUUUUGCUACGAACGAUGAAAAAAGAAAUGUCAUCUGUUCCAAAGAAAAUUUUCUUGAUUGUGGCACCUCUUUCUGUGCUCUAUAAUUGGAAAGAAGAAUUAGAUGUUUGGGGGUACUUCAAGGUUAUAGUUCUGCAUGGCAACAGAAAAGAGCAUGAGUUAAAUCGAAUCAAGCAGGGAAAAUGUGAAAUUGUGCUAACAACCUCUGAAGCACUUCGCCUUUAUUUGAAUGAGCUUAACAGCUUACACUGGUCAGCUGUCAUUGUAGAUGAAGUACAUAGAAUCAAGAAUCCAAAAUCUCAGAUUACUCAGACAAUGAAGGCUCUAACGUGUAAAGUUCGGUUGGGACUUACUGGGACAAUUUUACAGAAUAACAUGAAAGAGCUUUGGUGUGUUAUGGACUGGGCUGUUCCUGGGCUCUUGGGUAGCGAAGCAAGUUUCAAGACAAAGAUUUCUGAUCCUGUAGAACUUGGCCAGCGGCACACUGCAACUAAGAGAGAGCUAGCCACAGGUCGAAAGGCAAUGGCAAGGCUAGCUCAAAAACUAUCAGGCUAUUUCUUAAGGCGUACAAAGGCUCUCAUCAGUCACCAGUUGCCCAAGAAAGAAGACAGAACGGUAUAUUGUUAUUUGACAGAGUUCCAGAGAACAAUUUAUAAGACUGUAUUGGAGACAGAAGAUGUGCAACUAGUUCUGCAGGCACAUGAACCAUGUAGCUGUAAUAGUGGCCAUAAAAGGAAGAAUUGUUGCUACAAAACAAAUGCUCAUGGUGAAACAAUGAAUGCAUUAUAUUUCAGUUAUUUGACAGUCCUUCGUAAGAUAGCAAAUCAUGCUGCCCUGUUACAGACAGAGAACACUAGCAAACAGCAGGAGGCCUACAUCACAAGAAUCUGCAGCCAUGUUUUUUCCAAGUUUCCUGAUUUUGUAGACCUUAGCAAAAAUGCUGCUUUUGAAACUCUUUCAGAUCCAAAAUAUAGUGGGAAAAUGAAAGUCCUUCAGAAGCUUUUAAAUCAUUUCAGAAAAAACAAAGAUAAAGUGCUUCUUUUUUCUUUUUCAACAAAGUUACUUGAUGUUCUGGAACAGUAUUGCAUGGCAUCUGGGCUAGAUUACAGAAGACUCGAUGGCCAUACAAAGGCAGAGGACAGGAUCAAAAUAGUAAAAGAGUUCAACAGCAUGGAAGAAGUUAACAUUUGCCUGGUUUCUACAAUGGCUGGUGGAUUGGGUCUUAAUUUUGUUGGUGCUAAUAUUGUCAUACUGUUUGAUCCAACGUGGAAUCCAGCUAAUGAUCUUCAAGCCAUUGACAGAGCAUACAGAAUUGGCCAGCGGAGGGAUGUGAAAGUAUUUCGGCUAAUUUCUUUGGGGACUGUGGAAGAGAUGAUGUACUUACGACAGAUUUACAAACAGCAAUUGCAUUGUGUAGCGAUUGGAAGUAAAAAUGCCAAGCGAUAUUUCAAGGCAGUUCAAGGAUCCAGAGAGCAUCAAGGAGAACUUUUUGGGAUUCGUAAUCUUUUCAGGCUUCAAGACCAUGGAUCCUGUCUUACAAAAGAGAUUCUAGAGAGAGAAGGCCAAGUAGAAGCUGGUGUCAUGACAGCUGCUACGUGGUUGAAAGAGGGAUCCCGGCCUCGUGAGGAGACAGAGUGCGAUUAUGAAGAUCAAGAUACAAAACCACUAGAAAAAGAAGGACUUGAGUCUUAUAGUGACUUCAGUGAUGAGGAGCAUGAGAAAAAUUCUAAGGUCCAAGCAAUAAGAAAGAGAAAUUACAAAGCAAAACAUGCCAUAGUUGCAGAGGGACAACUCAGUUUACUGCAGUGUGGAUUUCCUAAACUUCUAGAAAAGAAAACUAGAACAGCUGAGGAUGGCGGUUGCAUCGGGAUGUCUAUUGAUGAAAAUGCGGAUCACAGAUUUAUGAGAGGGCAAUCCAAAGGAAAGGCCCAGAUUGAUGGUUCUGUGAAAACUGAGGGCAGGUACAUUUCAGGAUGUAAGAAAACCUUGCUGUCACAAAUGAGUAUGGAGAGACAAGAGAAACAUGGUGAAAUAGCGACUAGGGCUUAUCCUGUUUUACCAUGCUCUGAGGAAGAAAAGGAUCGAUGUAAAAACUUGUACAACUCAAAUAAAGGUGGAAUAGUUAUGGACAUUGAAGACAGCUCAUGUGAAAGUGAUACUGUCUCUCCUACCCAAUUUCCUAAUGGUCAUGAAUCUAUUAAAAGAUUUCAAGAGAAAGACAGAAACUGUGAUCUUUUAGCUGCAGAAAAAAUGCAUUUGCUUACACCAUUGCAAAAACAUUUGACUUCAGAGGAGAGUUAUGCGAGUGUUCUGCCUUUCAGUAAAAUAAAACCAUUUGAAAACAUCCAAAAGAUAACAGCUAGGAAAGAAGUAAGUGAUAUUAGCGACGAAUCGGAAGAUAUUGAGAUGUCCCUUUCAGGAAAGCAGAAAUUAACCAGUACUGCGAAACAAAAACGAUUCCAGAGCAAGGAAAGAAAUAAGUCUUCUAAAACUGUUGUUCAUAGAAACAGUGCAAGUAGGAAAGCAAGCAAUGCUGAUUCUCAGAUUAUAGAGGAAUAUUCAUCAGAAGAAGAACAUUUUCCAGUUAAGACAUUUAAGGCUAGUAAAAAAAAACCAACACUGAAGGUCAAUAGGAGUGGCAUUCAAAUUAUGUCCAGAUUCUCACCAUAUCUCAAUUAUCCUUCUAUGACAUUGAGAACACACGGUAAUUCUAGCAGAUGGCAGUCUUCUGUAAACAAAGAGUCGCCCUCAGACCAAAGACAAAAAGUAGGAUCACUGGAUGGACUUUUUGAUAAUGUCGCUGAGGUUCCAUAUGUUCAUUCAAACCAAGAUGUGGUUGGCCCAAGCAAAGCUGAAAAUAAAAUGAGUCAUUGGGCAGUCCGAGAUGUUUUUGAACUACAACAAUUUUCCCAGCUCCCAGCAAACAUAGCAAUAUGCAGAGCCAAGAGAAGGAGACAGAGUCCUGAAGACAUUUCAUCAAGAAGAAAAAAUGUGAAGCGGGAUCAUUUAACAAGUGAAAGCAACAGGCCUCCUCUCCUUUAUAUUACACAUCCUGUACACCAGAAGCAGAAGGAGGUUCACCGGAUAGGCUCAAUUACCUUCCUGGUUGGAAAGACACCUAGAAAAAUCCGCAGGAAGCAGUUUGAGGAGAUGGCAGAUCUUUUUCAUAAAGUUCCUGUGGAAGAAUUUGCAAAGUACAUCACUCAAACUACAUCAGAAGAAAGGCAGAAAAUGCUAAAAGAAUUUUACAAUGCAAAAUAUCCAGAGUUAAAAGAUGUUUUAAAAGUUGAUGUCCCAGAUCCUGUUUCAGAAGGAAAUGGAGAAGGCAGCAAAUAUAAAACCAAGUUCAGGAAAAAAUCCUCCAUUUGUAACCAUGGGCAAUUGAAGCCUGAUCUUCCUAUAAAUCUGGGAGUUCCAGGUAGAUCUGAUGCUGAAGAAAAACAACUUCAGCAUAAGCUUUCUGUACAGGCUCCUGGGGGUCAAAAUGGGGAAGAUAAACAAUUGCCAGCUGAUAUUCUCGAAGACAGCAUUAAUGGGAGAAACAGUCAGGCAUCCAAAGACUUUAUGGCAUCUGAGUCACUAUCCAGUAAAUCAAGAAUAAUUGAGGGGCUGUCUGCAUGGAGUUCUAAAGGACAGCUGAAUUUGAAGGGGACACUGUCACCCAAAAAACUUCUUAUGUCUGACUCAGAAAGCAGACAGGCUGAAGUCUGCCAGAAAAAAGCUGUUGCAGACUUGCUAGGAGACACCUCCAUUUUAAAUGACCUCUUCACAAGUAAUGAAAAUAGUCCAGCCAAGAUACCCAGGAGGCCUUUUAAUGGGCCUGCCGAAAAAGCAGCAACUCGACAAAAAGAUUUCUGGGACAUGCUGAAUGAAGAGAAUGAGGAGUGUCUCCAAAGACUCACAGAUGUGACAGCCAUAGAGAAACUGUGUGAAAGAGCAUCUUUCACUUAUUUGUUCAAAGAGAAAGAAGAGAGUGAGAAAUCCCUUUGGAAAGAAAAUGACAAUUUCUUAUGGAAAAUAGAUAAGAAACCUGACACAGAUGAUGAAUUUUUUUCUGGUAUUUAAUGUGGAAUUUAAAUAUUGAGGGAAAAAAUAUUUUAAAAAAUGUUUACAGAUAUCCUUGUGUUACAUUUUAUUCCCAUAACUUACUUAAUGCACUUGAUUAAUUUAAAUUAAAUCAGUGUUUCUCAACCUUGACAAUUUUAAGGCAUGUGGACUUCAACUCCCAGAAUUCCACAGCCAGCAAUGCUGGCUGUGGAAUUCUGGGAGCUGAAGUCCAGAUGCCUUAAAAUUGUCAAGGUUGAGAAACACUGAGUUAAAUUAAACAGUUUAACUCAUUUCAAGCUUUUUUUAAAAAAAAUAAAAUAAAAUUUCAAGGAUAUCUUCCUUUCAGAAAUCUUACAAAGAAUACAUAUUUAUUUAAUUUUGAGCUGUUUUCUAUCUGUUUUAAGGAAGUUGCAAGAAAAGUAAAGGACA
Crotalus tigris (Tiger rattlesnake) is the source of this 6777-nucleotide messenger RNA. Its product is annotated as DNA excision repair protein ERCC-6-like 2. The record is from RefSeq and is a predicted model, not a curated record. The transcript is spliced from 19 exons. Gene Ontology annotation, molecular function: ATP-dependent chromatin remodeler activity; ATP binding. The coding region runs from base 1876 to 6366 and encodes 1496 amino acids. NCBI's taxonomy places the organism in Eukaryota, Metazoa, Chordata, Lepidosauria, Squamata, Viperidae.